Messenger RNA from Nymphalis io (European peacock), 3024 nucleotides. RefSeq lists its product as uncharacterized. The transcript has 8 exons. Gene Ontology annotation, biological process: carbohydrate metabolic process. NCBI's taxonomy places the organism in Eukaryota, Metazoa, Arthropoda, Insecta, Lepidoptera, Nymphalidae. The coding region runs from base 20 to 853 and encodes 277 amino acids. The record is from RefSeq and is a predicted model, not a curated record. Gene Ontology annotation, molecular function: isomerase activity; carbohydrate binding.
CUUUGCUGUCAAACGGAAAAUGGCAGCGACGAGUGUUGUCGUUCUCGACAGAGGCAACAAUACAACUUGUACCGUAAAUCUUUUCGGUGCAACAGUAGUAUCAUGGCGGGUUAACAAUCAAGAACAAUUAUUUGUAAGUAAACAGGCUGUGUUCGACGGGAAGAGAGCGAUACGAGGAGGAAUACCGUUUGUAUUUCCUCAAUUCGGACAAUGGGCGUUCGGUCCUCAGCACGGGUUCGCGAGGGUGGCGCGCUGGCACGUGGAGAAGAUGCCGGAGCGGCUGCCCAGCGGCGACGUCGAGGCGGUCUUCAGCCUCAUGGACGACGAUUUCACGCGCUCCAUGUGGCACUUUCAGUUCAGGCUGACAUACCGACUGAUCCUCAGGGAAAAGGAGUUGCACUUUAAUAUCGGUGUCUACAACCCUAGUAAAGAGUUAACCUUUAGCUGCCAGUUGCUUCUGCACACCUACUUCAAAGUGCCAGACGUGCGCCGCUGCCAAAUUACUGGCAUGCACGGCUGUAUGUUCAUUGACAAGACACGAGAGGGUGCGGUCUACCAGGAGACGCGUGAAGUGGUGACAAUCAACGAGUGGACGGACAGGAUCUAUCAGAACACCAUGCAGGAGCACAUCAUCACCAACGUCGUUAGCGGACGCAAGAUGAGGAUACAGAAGUACAACUUCCCCGAUACUGUGAUCUGGAACCCGUGGGCGGAGUUCGCGAAGGAGAUCCCGGACUUCGGCGACGACGAGUUCCCCAACAUGGUGUGCGUGGAGGCGGGCCGCGUGGCCGCGCCCAUCGUGCUGCUGCCCGGCACCGCCUUCGAGGCCAGCCAGAUUCUGCAGGUGAUGUAAGGGUGUUACGCCGCAUGCCAUCCAGCCGUCCAGUGAGCGAGGUCAAUUUGCGUGAAUAUUCUAAUGUUAUGACAAUAUUGUUGAUUCCAAGAAGCAUCGUUCCUUUUGUAUUUGUAAAAUAUUUUGCAAUUUCAAUUACAAAAACUAUUUAAUUGUAAGACAGUUUUAAAGCUAUAUUCCUUUUUUAAAUAACAAGCAACAGACGGCAAUAGGAUUAUGAAAUACAAUUAUAAUUUUAUUAACUUUUGAAUAUUAUGAAGUGAAAAUCAUUCGAAACGACAAUUAAAUUUUUUUAUGUUUCCAUUGUCACCCUUCAUGGUUGCACAAUUGAGGUGAAAUUAAUAAAGUAAGGUUAAAGGUUAAUGAGAAACGUUCUUAGGUAUCAUUGUGUUUCAUAUAAAUAUUGUAUAAGGAAGUAUGAAACAUAUACAAUUAAGUUCUACGUAUUUAUCAAUGGAUUUUGUCAGUUAUUUUUACUUUAUCUUAUGAUGGGGCUUAACUUCAAUAUUUGGUAAUUAAUGUGUUUGCAGUUCUUCAUAAAGUCACCGUGUUGUAUUAAUUAUUGUAAGUAACUAAAAGUGAUCACGGAAAUUUUCAUCACAAACGCGUUUUAUUAACACGAAGGUUUUUACUUUUUGCUUGUGAUUUGUUUCCCAACGGUUCUCAUUUGGAUUUGUAUUGAUCUCUCACAUUUUAGUUGAUUUUUCUAUGAUCUAUAAAAAAAUGUUUAACCAAGUUAACUCGGAAAUUCCGUAUGACUCAAAUAAGUUCUAAAUAGUAGAUUUUUUAUAACUUAUAUAUUGAAAAUUGAAAAAUUCAAUGAUAUAACAUUUUUGUAGACUAUAUCAUCAAAACGUAAAACAAAAUGUGAUAGAAGAUUAAUACAUUGAGAAUAUGAGUAAUUGGUUAGACUUCACACUAUUCAAUGUCUAGACUGGACAACUAUCCGCAAAUCAACCUGCCUCUGUAAAAAAAUUAAGUAACAAAGUCGAGUCUUGAUUAUGAUAGAAUAAUCUUGGGAUUUUAAUCAAUUUGUUUAUACUAAUACUCAUAAACUGGGUUGAAUGUGAUCUUAUGAAGUCAUCAAACUGAUUUACAUUUAAAUAAAAAAUGUUUAAAUUUAUUGCUGAAAACAUUCCAGUUCAUUCCAUUUAUUUUAUGUAUAAUUUUAUAUUAAAAAAAUAAUCAUAACAUCAUUCAUUUACAUAUAUAAUUAAUUAUCAGGAGAAAUCACAUUUAAUCUUAUACCUAAUGAUAAUGUUGCUGUCUAAGGAAUCUUACUUCUUUCUUCCAAACGUCAUUCAGACUUGCUUCCUUCUUGUCUUCCUAUUGUUUGGGUUUUGAGGUAAUAUUUUUGUUAAAAAUUUCAUACCUACUUGUUAAUAUUUGUGUUUUUUUUAUCUGACAGGUAAAAACAUACUAAUUACAGAAUACGUGAAGGCAUAUUAAAAACUCAAUUAUAAUAUUAUAAACAAUAAUAUGAUGCCCAAUCUACUCAUAACUGAAAAUACUCAAGACAAUAUUUUGUUUAGUAACUUAUUUUUAUAAAUGUUAGCUGUUAAUGCGAUGCUUUUAUAAUUUAUAAAUGAUAGUUACGUUAUAGGACAAUUUUCACAUUCUGCUUUAUCUAUUUUUGUAAUGUAAUUAUUGUAAAAGCCUUGUCACUUUAUUGAGAAAAUUGAUGUUAAAUUUUUAACAUACAUACAGCAAAGUAGUUUGUACAAAAUGUCAAUCUUUUUGAGAAAACUAUUUUGUAUUUUUUUUUUCGGAUAUGUUUUGGAGGCUUUUAAAGUAUACGACAAAUAAUAUAAGAAUAUGUACUUAGAUAUAAUGAGUUCCUUGUUUUUUUAAGACUUAAUGCAAUUUUUGGUGCCUACUCAGACGAGUGUAACAUUAAUGUCAUCUGUUUCUUGUACUCGUUAAGUAUUAUUUCGAUGCUUUCUUUUUAACUGGUAUUUUGGUGAUUCUAAAAUGUAUAAUAACUUGUAAGAAAUAACAUAACAUCAUGUAAUCGAUAAUUAAUCGAACAAAUAUUUUAGGUACAUUGAAUUUUUUAUCUUUCUCGUAAAAUUUGAGAAUAUUCAAUAUAUUAAUAAUGGUGAUUUUUAAACAUCGAAAUUUAGCGACAAAGUGUACUUCCAUAGGUGCAAUAAAGUGAAGUAAUUAGAAAA